Molecule: messenger RNA, 3045 nt
Organism: Solanum verrucosum
Lineage: Eukaryota; Viridiplantae; Streptophyta; Magnoliopsida; Solanales; Solanaceae
Exons: 4
Coding region: 307-2778 (823 amino acids)
Source: RefSeq, a predicted model, not a curated record
AUUUUUCACUGAAAACCAGGGAACAGAAUUCUUGAUUUAUAUUCUUUUGCUCAGUUAUGCUGGCAGAGCUUUUUUAAACUGAUUUUGCAGACUCAACAAAUGUUAAAGUUCAUGCCUUUGGCAUUUUCUGUCAGAUUAUAUUUGGAUAAACAGAGAUGGUACCACCAACUUCUCUGAUUCAAUUACUUGAGUUGUUUUUUGUCCUAUAAGCCAUUAAUGUUAGCUCAGAAUUGUGAGGUUCUUUUUUUUGUUUUUUUCCAGCUGAAGAAGAAGUCUUCUUGAUUUGUAAAAAAGGUUAAUUGAGUAAUGGAUGAAAAGGGUGUCUUAAGUUCCUGUUUGAUUACAUCAGAAGGAAGAAGGGAGAGCUUAUGUCCAAUUUACUUUGGUGUUUCUUGUGCAUUUGUUGCUCUUGGGCUCUUACCGGAGCCCAAAAAAUGUGAUGAGAAUUUGUUAGAAGUGAGAAAUAAGAUGCUUCAAGGAAGUGCUCAUCUUUUGGGGUUGCUUGUGUGGAGAGUUCAGAGGGAUGAAGCAAGAAAUGAAAAGUCUGGAUUGUUACUUAAGUUAGCAAAUGCAGAGAAAAAAAUCGACGAACUGAAGGGGUUAAGAAGGGAGGAUGCUAAAGCAAAUGAGAAAGUUGUGUGCAUAUAUGCAGCACAAGAACAGUGUUGGUUUAAUGAGAGGAAGAAACUUAGGCAGCAAAUUGGUGCUUUUAUGAAUGAGUUGAGAGUUGUUGAGAAGCACAAGGACACCCUUAUUGCUGAAUUGGAUAGCAAAUUGGAGGAGAGUAAAGUAAUUGUGCAGUCGAAAGAUAAGAUCAUUGAGGACGAAGGGAAAGCGCAUCAUGAUCUCGAAGAAAAGCUGAAAAAGGCUGAUGCUAUAGCAGAAGAAUUGAGGAACACCGCGAAAUUUGAUGCUCAAAGGCACUCUAAUGAGAUCUCCAAACACAAGACUGCAUUCAUUGAAUUGGUGUCUAAUCAGCGGCAGCUUGAAGCGGAGAUGGGGCGUGCGCUCAGACAAGCUGAAGCAGCAAAGCAAGAGGUUAAUUCGGUACUUGAGCAAAAGGAGAAGGCUAUCUUGAUGACCCAAAAACUAUCGAUGGAGCUAGUCAAAAUGCGCAAGGAUUUGGAACAGAAAGAACAGAUUUUGUCAGCUAUGCUGAGGAAAUCCAAAUUGGAUACAACAGAGAAACAAAUGCUUUUAAAGGAGAUCAAAUUAUCAAAAGCCAAGAGAAAGCAAGCUGAGCUAGAGACUGAGAGAUGGAAGACAGCCUCAGAGUCUAGGUAUGAGAGACAUUCAUUGAGAAAUAUGCUGUACAAACGUAUGAAUCCGAAGUUGGAGGUUGUUGCCAGUGGGAAAGGGAUGCUUUCAAGUGCAAUGAUGCUACCAACUGGAAAAAGUAGAUCACAGAAGGCUGAUUAUCUUCUCGACGAGCAACCUGGGGGUACAAAAGAGCCAGAACUAUUUCCUCAUGUUCCUGAUAAAUUCUUGACUGAGGAUGCUGAAGAAGAAAUACUCACCGAUGAUGUUGAGCACUUGGAGAAUUGGGUUCGAUCAGAGGCUGAAAAGUACAGUGUUGCAGUUGAGCACAGGCAUCAUCUGGAGCUGGAUGCUUUUGCAGAACAACUGAGACUCAAAGAUGAGAGGUUAGAAGCUUUUCGAUGGCGCCUACUCAGUAUGGAACUUGAGUCGAAGAGGUUGCAGUCACAUAUUGAAGUGCUGGACCAUGAUCUAGCUCAGCUUCGGCAAGAUAAUAUGAAGUUGGAUGCAUUGCUAUUGAAUCGAGAAGUAGAAGUACAAUCUCUCAAACAGCAACUCACGGAAUAUUUUCACCUUCCUGAUUCCCAGAAAUCCAAUGCAAAUGCUUGUCCAAAAGAGCAGGACAAAGCCAAUCAUACAGUUUGGUCCAACGUGACGCUUAUAAAGACAAAACUAGGUGAGAAAGAGCAAGAAACAAAGAACCAUCCUGAGGAAACCUCUCAAAAGGUAAAAAAUGGAAGAAAAGUUGAGACCAGAACAAAUAACCCACAAAAAGACAUAAUUUUGACUCUACAGUCUCCUACAAAGGAGAUUGGUGAGGCAAAAGAUGGAGUGUCACAUCCGAAUGCUUCUAAGGCAGAACACUUCAGCACAGAGGAUGCUCGGAAUGCUGAAACAUCAACUUCAGAAUGUGAUAGCGAAAUUAAGAAAAACAAGUCACUGUGGAGGAUGGAUUUACAUGCUCUUGGAGUUUCAUACAAAAUCAAGAGGCUGACUCAACAAUUUGUCAUGCUUGAGAGGUUGAGAGGCAAACAAGAACCUGCUGGAAAUAGUGAAAACAAUGAUAAUGGACGAUCUGGCACUAGAGGAUUCCGUGCGUUGAUGUCUUUACUGAAUAAACAAGUUGCUCGUUACGAGUCCCUUCAGGGGAAAAUCGAUGAUCUAUGCAAGCGGAUGCAUGAGAAUGACCUGAAUGUAAAUUGUGAAGGUUCAGUUAUACGAAAAACAAAGGAAGAAACUAAGAUGCUUGAGCACUUUCUUGAAGAAACAUUUCAAUUGCAAAGAUACAUAGUUGCAACAGGACAAAAAUUGAUGGAAGUCCAAACAAAAAUUGCUUCUGGAUUCAUCGUAGCUGCAGAAGAACUUGAUACACCAGCAAGCUUUGAUGUCAAACGCUUUGCUGAUGGCAUUAGAACUCUCUUUAGAGAAGUUCAGAGAGGCCUUGAAGUUCGCGUAUCUCGAAUUAUAGGUGAUCUUGAAGGAACUUUGGCCUGUGAUGGCAUCACAUAUUUCAAGAGAUAGUGCUCACAGACGCAGAAUCUUGUUGCCCUUAAGCCUUAAGGUACUUUCCAGGUCUUCUUAGCUUAACUUGAGACAGAAAAUUUACAUGGUGCAGCAGCUUAUUCAAAGAAUGUCUUCAGUUUUAUGGAACCAAAUCAUUAAUCCAGUCCCGGAUAUACAUGUAAAUAUCCUACAAGUAUAAAUUCCAAUAAUUCGCGUACAUAGAGAGUUGCUGCAUCAUCUAUAACAGUAUCAGUGUUUCACUUAUAUUCAGCCAUUGUUAAUUUU